Molecule: messenger RNA, 2246 nt
Organism: Leopardus geoffroyi (Geoffroy's cat)
Lineage: Eukaryota; Metazoa; Chordata; Mammalia; Carnivora; Felidae
Gene: SLC6A2
Product: solute carrier family 6 member 2
Exons: 16
Coding region: 199-2160 (653 amino acids)
Biological process (GO): dopamine uptake involved in synaptic transmission; sodium ion transmembrane transport
Cellular component (GO): neuron projection; plasma membrane; neuronal cell body membrane
Molecular function (GO): norepinephrine:sodium symporter activity; dopamine:sodium symporter activity; neurotransmitter:sodium symporter activity
Source: RefSeq, a predicted model, not a curated record
ACAGCCCGUCGCGGCCAGGCGGGGCACCCGGGACCGCGGCGCUGCCGGACACGUGAGUGCGCCCUGCGCGCCGCCCGGCCGAGGUGUGCCGGAGACCCCGGCUGCGUGCGCAGAGCGAGAGCGGUAGCGACUUUGAAGUGCGGAGGGAGCCUCGGCGCGCUCCCAGUACGGCUGACGUUCCCCUCGCCAACCGCACCCAUGCUUCUGGCGCGGAUGAAGCCGCAGGUGCAGCCCGAGAACGGCGGGGCGGACCCGGGGCCGGAGCAGCCGGGGCAAGGGCGCAAAGCCGCGGAGCUGUUGGUGGUGAAAGAGCGCAACGGCGUCCAGUGUCUCCUGGCGUCCCGCGAUGGCGACGAGCAGCCCCGGGAGACCUGGGGCAAGAAGAUCGACUUCCUGCUGUCAGUGAUCGGCUUCGCGGUGGACCUGGCCAACGUGUGGCGCUUCCCCUACCUCUGCUACAAGAAUGGUGGCGGUGCCUUUCUGAUCCCGUACACCCUGUUUCUUAUCAUUGCUGGGAUGCCCCUGUUCUACAUGGAGUUGGCUCUGGGCCAGUACAACCGAGAAGGGGCAGCCACAGUGUGGAAGAUCUGCCCGUUUUUCAAAGGAGUUGGCUACGCUGUGAUCCUCAUCGCCAUCUACGUUGGCUUCUACUACAACGUCAUCAUCGCCUGGUCUCUCUACUACCUCUUCUCCUCCUUCACCCUCAAGCUGCCUUGGACUGACUGCGGCCACGCCUGGAACAGCCCCAACUGCACCGACCCCAAGCUCCUCAACAGCUCUGUGCUGGGCAACCACACCAAGUACUCCAAGUACAAGUUCACGCCGGCAGCAGAGUUUUACGAGCGUGGCGUCCUGCACCUUCACGAGAGCGGCGGGAUCCACGACAUCGGCCUGCCCCAGUGGCAGCUCUUGCUGUGUCUGAUGGUCGUCGUUGUCAUCCUGUUUUUUAGCCUCUGGAAAGGAGUGAAGACAUCAGGAAAGGUGGUGUGGAUCACGGCCACGCUGCCCUACCUCGUGCUGUUUGUGCUCCUGGUCCAUGGCAUCACGCUGCCUGGUGCCUCCAACGGCAUCAACGCCUACCUGCACAUCGACUUCUACCGCCUGAGAGAGGCCACGCCUCCUCCAGUUCACUGUCCUACCCAGAGACACAGACUAAGUGAAGAUGGGGUGAACGCGGAGUGGAGUCCGCAGCAGUGGAACGAGGCUGGGAUCAGAGUGUUGGAGGUGUGGAUCGAUGCAGCGACUCAGAUAUUUUUUUCCUUGGGGGCUGGAUUUGGAGUCCUGAUUGCAUUUGCCAGUUACAACAAAUUUGACAACAACUGCUACAGGGACGCCCUGCUCACCAGCACCAUCAACUGUGUCACCAGCUUCAUCUCUGGGUUCGCCAUCUUCUCCAUCCUUGGUUACAUGGCCCAUGAACACAAGGUCAACAUUGAGGACGUUGCCACCGAAGGAGCCGGCCUGGUUUUCAUCCUGUACCCAGAAGCCAUUUCCACCCUGUCGGGAUCCACAUUCUGGGCUGUCGUGUUCUUCAUCAUGCUUCUGGCUCUGGGAAUUGACAGCUCGAUGGGAGGCAUGGAGGCCGUCAUCACAGGCCUGGCAGACGACUUCCAGGUCCUGAAGAGACACCGGAAACUCUUCACAUUUGGUGUCACCUUUGGAACCUUCCUUCUGGCCCUGUUCUGCAUAACCAAGGGCGGGAUAUACGUGCUGACCCUGCUGGACACCUUUGCGGCGGGGACCUCCAUUCUGUUUGCCGUGCUCAUGGAAGCCAUCGGAGUCUCCUGGUUUUAUGGUGUGGACAGGUUCAGCAACGACAUCCAGCAGAUGAUGGGGUUCAAGCCAGGCCUGUACUGGAGACUGUGCUGGAAGUUCGUGAGCCCCGCCUUCCUCCUGUUUGUGGUGGUGAUGAGUGUCGUCAACUUCAAGCCACUCACCUACGAUGACUACAUCUUCCCGCUCUGGGCCAACUGGGUUGGAUGGGGCAUCGCGCUGUCCUCCAUGGUCCUGGUGCCUGCCUACAGCAUCUACAAGUUCUUCAGCACGCGGGGCUCCCUUCGGGAGAGGCUGGCCUAUGGCAUCACCCCGGAGAACGAGCAUCACCUGGUGGCCCAGAGGGAUGUCAGGCAGUUCCAACUGCAGCACUGGCUGGCCAUCUGAGCCCCAAGGAGGGACCCUGCCGUGCCGACGUCCAGGUCCAAGGCUUUGCUGCCACCCCGGACACAGUCUUGGGACUCCUCUCCCGA